Molecule: messenger RNA, 1545 nt
Organism: Colletotrichum paranaense
Lineage: Eukaryota; Fungi; Ascomycota; Sordariomycetes; Glomerellales; Glomerellaceae
Product: TNA1 is necessary for nicotinic acid import into the cell
Exons: 6
Coding region: 1-1545 (514 amino acids)
Biological process (GO): transmembrane transport
Cellular component (GO): membrane
Molecular function (GO): transmembrane transporter activity
Source: RefSeq, a predicted model, not a curated record
AUGGAUAUGGACAAGACAGAGAGGUCUUCGGACCAGGUCGAGGACGUCAACGCCGAUAAGCUAAGCCAGCAUGGCGGCAACCUCAUCAUGCCAGCCAGCUUGGCGGCCUUGAGUCAGGAGGAGUAUGAGAGAAUUGGCAAGAAGGCGACGUUGAAAAUGGACUUGGUGAUCAUGCCCAUCAUGGUCAUCAUGUACAUCCUUAACUACCUCGACCGCCAGAACAUUGCCAGCGCAAAGCUCGCCGACAUCACCACAGACCUGAACCUGAGCCAAGUCGAGUACCAGACAACCGUCAGCAUUCUGUUUGUUGGCUAUAUUCUCAUGCAAGUUCCCUCGAACAUGAUUGUCGGCAAAAUCAAGUGGCCCGGGGCGUACAUCUGCUGUGGCAUGGCCGCAUGGGGUGUUAUUUCUUCCCUCAUGGCCGUGGUGCACAACUACGAAGGCCUACUGAUGGCGCGCUUCUUCCUUGGCUUCGUUGAGGCCAUCUUCUUUCCUGGCGCACUAUACUUCCUGUCCCUGUUCUAUAACCGAAAGCAAUUUGCCUUGCGGACUGCCAUCCUCUAUUCUGGUUCCCAGCUGGGCAAUGCGUUCGGCGGUCUCUUCGCCAUCGCCAUCCUGAACCUAGAUGGUGCACACGGACUUGCAGGUUGGCGUUGGCUCUUCCUCGUAGAGGGCGUCAUCACCGUCGGCUUGGCCAUUCCGUUCGCAUGCAUCCUGCCCAAUUCCAACAAGAAGAUUCCCACUCUGACCCAACUGGAGUGCGAAUGGGUGCAGUACAACUUCGCUGCAGAUCAGGGCCAGGAAGAUAAUUCCAGCGAAGUCACCGCUAUGAAGGGUUUCAUGAUGGCCGUCACGGAUCCAAAGACCUGGAUGCUCAUGGGAGUCCUUUACUCUGUUAGAGAAGUUUUUGGCACACCAGGAACAACCUUGCUAACUCACCCGGACCAUCAGACCUACAUCGUCGGCGCCGUCGCAAACUUCUUCCCCUCCGUCGUCGGCGGCCUCGGCUUCUCCCGCACAAUGACCUACGCCCUCACCGCGCCCCCCUUCCUACUUUGCGUCAUCACCAUGCUCCUAAACGGCUUCCACUCAGACCGCAAACAAGAACGUUUCCUCCAUAUCGUCAUCCCCCUAUGCAUCACCCUCGUCGCCAACAUCAUCGCCGUCUCAACAACCAACACGGCAGCACGCUACGUUGCCAUGAUGCUUCUCCCCGGUUCUUUCUACGCUGCCGCGGUGGUCGUGCUCUCUUGGAUCACUGGUAGUCUAGCUCAACCUUCGGUCAAGCGUGCGAGUGCCAUUGCCCUUAUCAACGCCAUGUGUAACACGCCGAAUAUCUGGGGUAGUUAUCUGUAUUAUGGUGCGCCGAGAUACGUUACGGCGUUUAUUGUGAAUAUUGCGGCGACAGGUUUGGCGAUUGGGUUCGCUACGGUGACAAGGAUUUGGUUGAGAAGGUUGAAUGCCAAGUUGGACCGGGGCGAGGACACGGGGAAGCAUGGACCGACGCAGGCGCAGGUCGCUGGAGGGUUCAGAUAUCUCAUUUGA